Jaculus jaculus (lesser Egyptian jerboa) is the source of this 6547-nucleotide messenger RNA. RefSeq names its product ankyrin repeat domain 52 (gene Ankrd52). The transcript is spliced from 28 exons. Bases 50 to 3280 code for a protein of 1076 amino acids. Gene Ontology annotation, molecular function: protein binding. NCBI's taxonomy places the organism in Eukaryota, Metazoa, Chordata, Mammalia, Rodentia, Dipodidae. The record is from RefSeq and is a predicted model, not a curated record.
GCCGCCGCCGCUGCCGCGAGCUCGAUGCGGACGGAGCUUGGACCGGGCCAUGGGGAUCCUCAGCAUCACGGACCAGCCGCCCCUGGUCCAGGCCAUCUUUAGCCGCGAUGUGGAGGAAGUGCGUUCCCUCCUCUCGCAGAAGGAGAACAUCAAUGUGCUGGACCAAGAGAGGCGAACCCCAUUGCAUGCUGCUGCCUACGUAGGCGAUGUCCCCAUCCUCCAGUUGCUACUGAUGUCAGGUGCUAAUGUCAACGCUAAGGACACACUGUGGCUGACUCCUCUUCAUCGUGCUGCUGCCUCCCGAAAUGAGAAGGUGCUGGGGCUGCUGCUGGCACAUUCAGCUGAUGUGAAUGCCCGGGACAAGCUGUGGCAGACACCAUUGCAUGUGGCUGCUGCCAACCGGGCCACUAAGUGUGCUGAAGCUCUGGCACCCCUGUUGAGCAGCCUUAACGUGGCUGACAGGAGCGGGCGCAGUGCUCUGCACCAUGCAGUGCACAGUGGGCAUCUUGAGACGGUGAACUUGCUCCUCAAUAAGGGAGCCAGCCUGAAUGUGUGUGAUAAAAAGGAGCGGCAACCUCUGCACUGGGCAGCUUUUCUUGGACAUUUGGAGGUCCUCAAACUGCUGGUAGCACGCGGAGCAGAUCUCGGCUGUAAGGACCGCAAAGGCUAUGGGUUACUGCACACUGCUGCGGCCAGUGGCCAGAUUGAAGUGGUGAAGUACUUGCUGCGGAUGGGGGCUGAGAUUGAUGAGCCCAAUGCUUUUGGAAACACAGCUUUGCACAUCGCCUGCUACCUUGGCCAGGAUGCUGUGGCUAUUGAGCUGGUGAAUGCAGGAGCCAAUGUCAACCAGCCAAAUGACAAGGGCUUCACACCACUGCAUGUGGCUGCAGUGUCCACUAACGGCGCUCUUUGCUUGGAGCUAUUGGUCAAUAAUGGGGCUGAUGUCAACUACCAGAGCAAAGAAGGGAAAAGUCCUCUGCACAUGGCUGCAAUCCAUGGUCGUUUCACGCGUUCUCAGAUCCUCAUUCAGAAUGGUAGCGAGAUUGAUUGUGCUGACAAAUUUGGGAACACGCCACUGCAUGUGGCUGCUCGCUAUGGACACGAGCUGCUCAUCAGCACUCUCAUGACCAAUGGCGCGGAUACCGCCCGGCGUGGCAUCCAUGACAUGUUUCCCCUGCACUUAGCUGUUCUCUUUGGAUUCUCUGACUGUUGCCGGAAGCUUCUUUCCUCAGGUCAGCUGUACAGCAUCGUGUCUUCACUCAGCAAUGAGCAUGUGCUUUCUGCUGGGUUUGACAUCAACACACCUGACAACCUUGGCCGCACCUGUCUUCAUGCUGCUGCUUCUGGAGGGAAUGUUGAGUGUCUUAAUUUGCUGUUGAGCAGUGGUGCUGACCUGAGGAGGCGAGACAAAUUUGGAAGGACCCCACUGCACUACGCAGCCGCCAAUGGGAGCUACCAGUGUGCGGUAACACUGGUGACUGCUGGGGCCGGUGUCAAUGAGGCUGACUGUAAAGGCUGCUCUCCCCUCCACUACGCUGCUGCCUCUGACACUUACCGGAGAGCGGAAUCCCAUACUGCUUCCAGCCAUGAUGCUGAAGAGGACGAGCCACUGAAGGAGUCCCGCAGGAAGGAGGCUUUCUUCUGUCUGGAGUUCUUAUUGGAUAAUGGUGCAGAUCCCUCCCUGCGGGACAGGCAGGGCUACACAGCUGUGCACUAUGCAGCCGCCUAUGGCAACAGACAGAACCUGGAACUGCUCUUAGAAAUGUCCUUUAACUGCCUGGAGGAUGUGGAGAGCACCAUUCCAGUCAGCCCUUUGCACUUAGCUGCCUACAAUGGUCACUGUGAAGCCCUGAAGACACUGGCUGAGACGCUGGUGAAUUUGGAUGUAAGGGACCACAAGGGUCGGACCGCGCUCUUCCUGGCCACUGAGCGAGGCUCUACUGAGUGUGUAGAGGUGCUUACAGCUCACGGCGCCUCUGCCCUCAUCAAGGAGCGUAAGCGCAAGUGGACACCCCUACAUGCUGCUGCUGCCUCUGGCCACACUGAUUCCCUGCACUUGCUGAUUGAUAGUGGGGAACGAGCUGACAUCACAGAUGUCAUGGAUGCCUACGGACAAACCCCACUGAUGCUGGCCAUCAUGAAUGGCCAUGUAGACUGUGUUCAUCUGCUGCUAGAGAAAGGAUCCACAGCUGAUGCUGCUGACCUCCGGGGCCGCACUGCUCUCCACCGUGGGGCAGUGACUGGCUGUGAGGACUGCCUGGCCGCCCUGCUGGACCAUGAUGCGUUUGUUCUGUGCCGAGACUUUAAGGGCCGCACACCCAUUCACCUGGCCUCAGCCUGUGGCCAUACUGCAGUGCUGCGGACUCUGCUGCAGGCUGCCCUUUCCACAGACCCCCUGGACGCUGGCGUGGAUUAUAGCGGAUACUCGCCCAUGCACUGGGCCUCCUACACUGGACAUGAAGAUUGUCUGGAGUUGCUACUUGAACAUAGCCCGUUCUCAUACCUGGAAGGAAACCCCUUCACUCCUUUGCACUGUGCAGUAAUUAAUAACCAGGACAGCACCACAGAGAUGCUGCUGGGAGCUCUGGGUGCCAAGAUUGUAAACAGCCGAGAUGCCAAAGGACGGACCCCCCUUCACGCCGCUGCCUUCGCGGACAAUGUCUCUGGGCUCCGGAUGCUGCUGCAGCAUCAGGCCGAGGUCAACGCCACUGACCACACCGGCCGCACUGCACUCAUGACAGCAGCUGAGAAUGGGCAGACUGCUGCUGUGGAAUUUCUGCUGUAUCGAGGGAAGGCAGACCUAACUGUGCUGGAUGAGAACAAGAACACUGCCCUCCACUUGGCUUGUAGCAAGGGCCAUGAGAAAUGUGCCCUCAUGAUACUGGCAGAGACCCAAGACCUUGGCCUUAUCAAUGCUACCAACAGUGCGCUGCAGAUGCCACUCCACAUUGCUGCCCGGAAUGGCCUAGCUUCUGUGGUGCAGGCCCUGCUGAGUCGUGGGGCUACUGUGCUGGCUGUGGAUGAAGAAGGUCACACCCCAGCACUGGCCUGCGCUCCCAACAAAGACGUGGCAGACUGCCUGGCCUUGAUCCUUUCCACCAUGAAGCCUUUCCCACCCAAGGACGCCGUUAGUCCUUUCAGCUUCAGCCUGCUCAAGAACUGCGGCAUUGCAGCUGCCAAGACGGUGGGUGGCUGCGGUGCCCUGCCCCACGGGGCCUCCUGCCCCUACAGCCAGGAGCGGCACGGCGCCAUUGGUUUAGAUGGCUGCUACUCUGAGUAGCUCCCUCCAGUGUCCCUCUUCCCCACCGGUGGCUUGAUAUCUUAUUCUAUUUAUUUAGAAAAAGUCUAAACAUUUAGGGCACUUUAAAGGAGAACACGACUAGGUGGCAAGGCAGAGGGGGAAAGGAAGCCCUGGGGAGCAGCUGCUCACUCCUUUGCCACACCAUCUUGGCCUGGCAGGGGUCUGGGACGGACAGGGAGCACCCCAGGCCCUUGGUACCCCCAGGGCAACCCCUUCUGCCAAGUGUCCCAAAAUGAUUGCUAAAUGCCUGGCUCCCUCUCUCUCUGACUCCAUCUCUCAGUUCCCCCUCUUUUGCUGCCAGCUCCCCCAGCUCUUCCCUCUGACUCUCCUCUCUGUGUCUCCUUCACCUGCUGCCAGGCGAACCCCUCUUCUUCCAUACCCAUCACUGCCUCCCUGCUCGGCCCCUCCAUCCCCGCAGCAGUGAGAAGCCUUAAUUUCUGGUACUGUGUGAGCACUCUGGGGGUGUCCCCUCCCCCUUCAGGGGCAGCUAGAGGACAAGGGGGGAGGGUAUUUAGCACUGGGGCCUGGAGCUUUUUUCCUACUCUGUACCCUAUCACCCCUAAAGUUCAGAUGCAAAACACUUGAAGCAGCAACUACUGUACCUGGGCCCCAAUCCUGCACUCUCCCCUGACUCCUCAUAUGCAAAUCAAGGGCUGGUUUUGCCCCCACAGCCUGCCCCCAUUCCCCCCGGCCUGGCCCCCUUACCACGCACUUUAACCUUGCUCCUUUCUUUUCUUUUAACUUCUUUUGAGAGAGCAGAGCCUGUGGCUAUUCCCUCCCUGGCUCUCCUCCCUGAACUUUGAGGCUUGUCAUGAAUUUUUAAGUAAGCAUUUUAUUCUUUAGGGGAAGAAACAAAUUUAAUUUCCUGCCCAUUUCAAAACCACAGCCCUAGAACAUCCUCCGUGUUUCGGCUUGUGCUGGCAUGUGUGUGGAGGGAGGGACCGCGUCCUUCCUCCUGUUUCCCCAAGUCCCAGAGGUCCUCCGUGUCCCUGUUAGCCUGCACCUCCCGUCAUGUCUGAGAACCCACUGCCCCAGUCACUCCUGAACUGAAGCCAAAGAUGGUGGGAGGGGCAGGGGCAGAGCAGGGAAGCAAGCCGCCUUCCAGCGGGAGGGGCGCUCUGCCAAGGGAGCAGCAGGUAGACCACGAGGCUAGGCCCCGGCCCUCCCGGCACGGGGGAGACAGGAGUGAGUAGGGGCUACACCAGUAAGAUUCCUGGAAGUGCGGAGAAGCCAGACUGGGCUAGAGUGAGGAGGAACAGUGUUCUCUCUAAAUGUAGCAUUGCAUCUGGCCCUGGUCCCUUCAGAUGCCCCGUCCACCCAUCUCUUUUUUGGUAAGCCUCUGCACAGUCAAACUUCCCUUGUAGUCCAGUGUCCCUUCCUCACACACAAUACCUCAGCCAGGGGCCAAGACACAGAACUUGAAUAGAGGUCCUGCCCCUCCACCCCACAGUGUACCCUUGCCCAGUUUGGCUGUCAUCAGUAUUGUCCCCUGAGAACUGGACAGGCUUCGUUUACACAGUACAGGGUCUCCCCUGGGGGAUUCUUUUGCCUCUCUCCCCAACCCAAACUUGCUUUAUUCACGUUUACCUGUUUUUCAUUUAUAUUCCUUGAAUGUCUUGCCCCCCUCCCCUUGCCAAGGGUGAGCUGAGGGGAGAGGAGCAUCCCAGGGACCCCUCCGUCCCCGCAGAUACCCUACACCAUACCUCAUGCUGGCUCUCCGAAGCCUGCGGUGUUUGUCUUUAUCCCUUUCCAUGGUCUCUCUUUAUCUCUCUGUGUCUUGCUGCCCCAACCCCCCCCCAUCCUAAACCAUUUCAAGGCUUCCAAGUGACCAUUAUUGGUAAGAAGGAUUGUGCAGCUUUUCAUUUUUGUUUUUGUUUUCAAAGCCAAAGGGCCUUGCAAUGCCCCUCUUGCCCACUCCCCUUCAUCCCCUGUCCUCCCCUAUAUGACAAUCAAUGUGACCUCUCUUAAGGGCUGCCGCCCCCACCCCGACCCUGCUGGCUCUGCAAAGCUUGCCCCCUAAUUUCAGUUCUCCUAAAAUCUUCCCAUUCCACUCCCUCCCUCUCAUCUUGGUGCUGGGAAUUAGGUGGUAGGGGCACGGGGAACAGGAAAACAAGUCCUCUGGGGAUGACUCCGGGGUGUCAGUCGUGUUCUCCUUUAGCAAUGCUUGGCAGUGACAAAAGGAAUCUGAGUAUUGUCAGGAGCCCCAUUGUUUUGUUUUGCUAGAUGAGAUUUCUGGUGGCUGUCUGUUCCCUGCUGUCCUGGGCACACUGUCAGCAGUGCUGGGAACAUGGCGGGGAGUCCUCUGUCCCUCAUGUGGCUGUGAGGAGACCUGGAGGGCGAGCAGCUUCCUCUCCUAUGCCAAAGGAAAUCCCGCACCCCACCCCUGGAUCCCCGACCCCCUAGUGUCUUUUGAAGCAUUUUGACCAUUCUCAUGGCCACUGCAUAUUUAUUUUAAUGUUAAGGUUUCUUUUUAAAAACCUUUUUGACUUAAACGGGUGUGGAGAAGUAAAACAGGCAGGAUUCCCCCCAAUCUUAAAGGGGUUGGAUGGGGAGGAAGCAUCUCCUUUCUUCCCCUCCCUGUCCCCUUUCCUCUCCCCACCACAGCUCUAAAGCACUUGCUUCAAGUAAUAAGCACUUUUGUGAAAAGGCCUAUUUUAAGUGAGGACCCUGGGAACAGCCCUAGGUCCCAGCAAAGGAGACAGAGCGAGGGCUGCAUAGGAGACAGGGAAACAGAUGUGUGAAUCAGAGGGCGAGAUGAAAAGAGCCAGUGUUUAGUUCCUGAUUUUGGGGGGAUGUUUCUGAUUGGGCGGUGGCUUUGGUAGGGUUGUGUACUAUCCUUCAGAAAAACACAUGGCACAAACUGUGGGUCCUAGGAUGGACCAACAGACCGGGUCACUGCCACUGUCCAACUGAGACUCUGAGACUGAUGGGCCACCUCCCCUACCCCGUGGCCCUCUGAGCCAUAGGACUGCUGAAAACCACUGAAUGUACAGCCCAGGUUGGGGUGGGAGCAGCCCCGAGGGGAGGGGGCUUCUCCUUUUGUUUGGUGCUGUGGGGGGUGGGAGACAUGAGACUGAGGGAAUGCCACCCCAUGUAGACAUGUGUUCCUUGGGGUGAAGGGGCUGAGGAGGGUCUGCCUCCCUCUCCAACCCCAGCCAUGGCCCCUCCUCCUUCCUCACCCCUAUCCGUUUUGACUGUAAGUCCAGCUCACCUUUGCCUUCAAUAUGUAACCAAAGGAAAACUCAA